CAGGAUGGGACAGGCAGCACAGAGAGAUUUUUUUUUUCAUAGCAAGUAGAUUCCUGGCAAAAUGGAUUUACCCUGCCCGUGGAUAUAGCAUAAUUACCCACAGUUCUAAUAGAAUGAUAUAGACAGCCAAAAUUCUUUGUGGAAUGAGGCAGGUAUGAAUUAAUAAAUGUGGUGAUAUUACCCAGUCCAUGGGGUUGGGGACAUAACCUGUCCUUUGCCCCACAGGGAUAUAACAUUACCUACAUCACAGAUGCAAGGAAGGUGUCCUGCCGCACAGAAGAGGGUGGAGUACACUUAUCAAUAAGAGUUGGUCCUGCUCAUGCAGUACCUUUGGAGGCAGAGGAGAGGUAAUGUACUGUCUGGCUUCCAUCUGGGAUAUGCUUUGAUCUGACAAUUCUGCAGGGUACAUCUGCCCCUAACAACUCACCCUGGUACCAUAAAUCCCUGCAGCUAGAAUCACUCUUUGAGGCCAAGACAUUUCCCCAGGAAACCCCUGUUAAUGUGCCACCUUGCUUCCUGAUUGCUGAGGCAGGACAGGAUGCAGAGCAGGUCUGGGAACACCUUCUUGGGCUUCUUUCAGAUGAAACUUUGCAGCUGUGAGGUCUUGCUGGAUUUAAGUGAAGACUGAUAUCUCCACGACCCACAACAGUGGUUCUUAAAUUGUGCUGCACGUAAGAAUCACCUGGAGAGUUUUAGGAGUCCUAAUGCCAAACCCCUAGGGCCUAGACCAUUAAAUCAGAACCUCUGGGGGUGGGACUCAGACAUCAGUACUUUUUAAGACCUUUUCUUCCACGUGGUUUCAAAGUGCAAAUAAGCUUGACAGCCAGUGGCUUACAACAUUUUACAAAGUAAUUGCAUAGUUCCAAGAGCAGGCUAGCAUUUUCUGGGGGCUGGGGUAAGGACAGUGGGUCCACUGGGGCAAUAAAAUGUGGGAAUUGGAAACACUCAUGAACUCGUGUGAACUGUGGCAGCCUCAGUCUGCAAAAGCCUCUCUGCGGCUAUUUUAAGGAAGUGAAAGAGAACUGAAGAGCGUCCUCUUGUAACACAACUCUUGUGGGCCCCAGCCUUCCUCUGCUGCUGGCCAGGUUCCUGCAGUGACCACACGUCUCAUAUUUGUCAGGGUGGCUUAAGUUCUGUUCACAUGUACAAGUCUUCCGGGCCCACAGUAAUUUCAGACCACAGGGGUAAAUUUGCUUUGAAAAAAGAAGUUCCUGUGGAGUUUGUCAGCACUCCAGUCUGUAGAGAACUGGAGGCCAAAGCUGUGGCAACUGCUGCCAGAGCUGGGGACUGUGCCAGAGUCCCUGGUGUCGCUGCCAUCUGAGGCCCACAGGGAUUUCAACCAGCCGAACUGAGCAGCCAGUCCUUGGAGGCCCAGGCAGGGCCACAACCUAGCAGUACAACUAAAGGGGAUUCAGGCCACACACGGCGAGAAUUUUAAAUAAACCAAGUGACAGUUGAAUGAGGAAUGGAGUUCAGGAGAAGGAUCAUAUCAGCUACAUGAGAAGCGCAUCUCACUGCAUCAGUUACACAUCACGCGUGGAAACAUCAUAAGGAGCUCCAGAGGGAUUGCCUGUCCAGCUGUUGGUGUUCCCUGAGAGUGUGGUGUCCACUAAGAAGAGUUGUGGGGCCUCUCAGACACAGUAAGAGCAGGAGGAGACUGAGCAGGCCACGGAGCCAUGGCUUCUGAUGCUAGCCACGCGCUGGAAGCUGCCCUGGAGCAGAUGGACGGGAUCAUUGCAGGCACUAAAACAGGUGCAGAUAUUAGUGAUGGUACUUGUGAGCCUGGACUGGCUUCCCCAGCCUCCUACGUGAACCCCUUCCCAGUGCUCCAUCUCGUCGAGGACUUGAGGCUGGCCCUGGAGAUGCUGGAGCUUCCUCAGGAGAGAGCAGCCCUCCUGAGCCAGAUCCCUGGCCCAACAGCUGCCUACAUAAAGGAGUGGUUUGAGGAGAGCUUGUCCCAGGUGAAUCACCACGGUGCUGCUAGCAAUGAAACCUACCAGGAACGCCUGGCACGUCUAGAAGGAGAUAAGGAGUCCCUCAUAUUACAGGUGAGUGUCCUCACAGAUCAAGUGGAAGCCCAAGGAGAGAAGAUUCGAGACCUGGAAGUGUGUCUGGAAGGACACCAGGUGAAACUCAAUGCUGCUGAGGAGAUGCUCCAACAGGAGCUGCUAAGUCGCACAUCUCUUGAGACCCAGAAGCUCGAUCUGAUGACCGAAGUGUCUGAGCUGAAGCUCAAGCUGGUCGGCAUGGAGAAGGAGCAGAGAGAGCAGGAGGAGAAGCAGAGAAAAGCAGAGUCAGUGCUGAAUGUGAUCAGUGAGCUGCAGGAGCAGAUGUGUAGGCUGCAGCUGGACAUCCACAGGCAGAUUCAAGAGCGCCUGUUACUCAGUAGGGACCACCCCGAGGAGAUGGCGGCCGGCGACGGUGUGGCCGAGCCCCAGCCCUGCAGCCAGGACUGUGCCCGUUGGGAGGGGUCACCUGAGUUACUGCAAGAGCUCAGGCACCUCAAAAUCAAAGUGGAAGAGUUGGAAAAUGAACGGAAUCAGUAUGAGUGGAAGCUGAAGGCCACUAAGGCCGAGGUAGCCCAGCUGCAAGAGCAGGUGGCCCUGAAAGAUGCAGAAAUUGAGCGACUGCAUAGCCAGCUCUCCCGGACGGCAGCUCUCCACGGGGACCACGCAGAGAAAGACCAAGAAAUUCAAUGUCUGAAAAAGGGGAUGGAAACUUUACUUGUUGCCAAUGAAGAUAAGGACCGUCGCAUAGAGGAGCUUACGGGGUUGUUAAACCAGUACCGCAGAGUGAAGGAGAUUGUGAUGGCAACUCAAGGGCCUUCGGAGAGAACGCUCUCAAUCAAUGAAGAAGAACUGGAGGGAAGUUUCAGAAAGUGGAACACUCCAAAUAAAGGCCCUGAAGACUUAUUUAAACAAGAGAUGCCUCCGAGAUGUAGCUCCCCUGCACCAGGGCCACCUCCACUGCCGCAGAAGUCACUGGAAACCAGAGCUCAGAAAAAACUUUCCUGUAGUCUGGAAGACUUGAGAAGUGAAUCUGUGGAUAAGUGUGUCAAUGGGAACCAGCUCUCCCCCGUGGUAGAACCCAAGGCCAGCCCUUUCCUGGUGGAGCACAAAUACCCCACGUUACCUGGGAAGCUUUCAGGAGGCACGCCGAAUGGGGAGGCUGCCAGAUCUCCCACCGCCUGCCUGCCUGAUGCCGCAGGGAGCGGCCUGCAGAGGCUGAAUCGUGGCCGGAGUGUCAGUGCCCCCGUAUUAGGAGACACGGAAGGUGGUUGGGAUGACACUGCCACGGCCAAUGACCUCUCAUCCACGUCAUCUGGCACCGAAUCAAGUCCCCAGUCUCCUCUGACGCCAGAUGGUAAACGGAGUCCCAAAGGCAUCAAGAAGUUUUGGGGAAAAAUCCGAAGAACUCAGUCAGGAAACUUCAACACUGAUGUGCCAGGGAUGGCAGAGUUUCGACGAGGUGGGCUCCGGGCAACCGCAGGGCCAAGACUGUCUAGAACCAGAGACUCCAAAGGACAGAAAAGUGACGCCAACGCCCCCUUUGCCCAGUGGAGCACCGAGCGUGUGUGUGCGUGGCUGGAGGACUUUGGCCUGGCUCAGUACGUGAUCUUCGCCAGGCAGUGGGUGUCUUCUGGCCACACAUUAUUGACAGCUACCCCUCAGGACAUGGAAAAGGAGCUAGGAAUUAAGCACCCUCUUCACAGGAAGAAGCUGGUUUUAGCAGUGAAAGCCAUCAACGCCAAGCAGGAGGAGAAGUCUGCACUGCUAGACCACAUUUGGGUGACACGGUGGCUUGAUGAUAUUGGCUUACCCCAAUACAAAGACCAGUUUCAUGAAUCCAGAGUUGAUGGACGAAUGCUGCAAUACUUAACUGUGAAUGAUCUACUCUUCUUAAAAGUCACCAGCCAACUACAUCAUCUCAGCAUCAAAUGUGCCAUUCACGUGCUGCAUGUCAACAAGUUCAACCCCCACUGCCUGCACAGGCGGCCAGCUGAUGAGAGUAACCUUUCUCCUUCAGAAGUUGUGCAAUGGUCCAACCACAGGGUGAUGGAGUGGCUGCGGUCGGUAGACUUGGCGGAGUACGCUCCCAACCUCCGAGGGAGUGGAGUACACGGAGGUCUCAUUAUCCUGGAGCCGCGUUUCACUGGGGACACCCUGGCUAUGCUUCUUAAUAUCCCACCACAAAAAACACUCCUCAGACGCCACCUGACCACCAAAUUCAAUGCCCUGAUUGGUCCUGAGGCGGAACAGGAAAAGCGAGAUAAAAUGGCCUCUCCAGCUUACACACCACUGACCACCACGGCCAAAGUGCGGCCAAGGAAGCUAGGAUUUUCACAUUUUGGAAACAUAAGAAAAAAGAAAUUCGAUGAAUCGACAGACUACAUUUGCCCGAUGGAGCCCAGUGAUGGCAUCAGCGACAGUCACAAGGUCUACAGUGGUUACCGGGGCCUCAGCCCCCUUGAUGUUCCUGAACUGGAUGGGCUGGACCAGAUGGCACCUUCAGAAGGCACGGUGACGCAGAUAGGGCUCCUCUCCCAAGACAUCCACCGCCUUACGACCAUGCUGAGCCAGGACCAGCUGCUGAAUGACUCUCGCCUGGCUGCUCCCAACGCUGAUGGCUGGAGAUGAGUUUCUUCGUGGCUGACAGCCCAGAGAGGCACGUGUGGGGGCCCCGAGCCUUUGCUUCAGUGGGGAGCAGGCACGCAGCCAGCUGCAGAGCCUGGUUGGGGCUGGCAGGGUGUCUCACCGGGUGCUGGCAGGAGCGCAGCAGAGCUGUGGGACAGACGUCCAGGAGGUGGCCCUACUGCCCCUAUAUGUCUGCAACCGUGCUGUGCUCUUCGCUGCAGCUUUUAUACUUUUUGUACUUUUAUACAUGGACUGCUGACCACUUUUGUGGGAAGGACAAUGAGAUGUGAGCACACAGACUCAAUGGCUCAUGCGUUCCUGGGGACAGCCUGGAGGCUCUUACACCAAACAGGAAGAGCUGUUAGUUCAUAAAACUUCUGCUGGAAAAAAAGAUUCUGGGAAAAAA
This is a messenger RNA of Microcebus murinus (gray mouse lemur), 5040 nucleotides long. The record is from RefSeq and is a predicted model, not a curated record. NCBI's taxonomy places the organism in Eukaryota, Metazoa, Chordata, Mammalia, Primates, Cheirogaleidae.